Molecule: messenger RNA, 1964 nt
Organism: Pocillopora damicornis (cauliflower coral)
Lineage: Eukaryota; Metazoa; Cnidaria; Anthozoa; Scleractinia; Pocilloporidae
Product: SH3 domain-binding protein 2
Biological process (GO): signal transduction
Molecular function (GO): SH3 domain binding
Source: RefSeq, a predicted model, not a curated record
UUAUGCCAUAAGCAAAUAUUGUUUGAAGGAACGACUGAGCGAAGUGAUAUCGUGGUGUUUUCACAUCUUGGAUAUAUGUUGUGUAAGUUGCGUCCUGUGAAGCCAAUAUGGAAGGAAAUUAACUUGAGCUGAAGACAGGCAAAGGCCCUGAUCAAUUGGUAGCAAGCAUGGCUCGUUCCGCGCCAGUUGUCGAACCAUUCGCUAACAUUUCAGCGCAAGAGUUGCUGAAAAAUACCCCCGGGUUGUUCGGAUGGGUUAGAAAGGAGGAGACUGCAGGAAUACGAUCGAUGGUGAAAGCACUUGACUGGCCCUGGCGUUAUAUGAUCCUCAGUAAAGGAUGUCUGUACUUAUUCAAACAAUCCGAUGACCAAAACUUUUGUGAGGCAGUCCCUCUCAGCAACUUCAGAGUGUGUAAUGCUCCUGAGAAAUCUAAGUACCCGUGGGUUUUCAAACUGAUUCAUACUAAGUCAUGUGACGUCAAGACGUUAGUGUUUGCUGUAGACACAGAUUUUGAUUUAAAGAAAUGGCAAGACGCUAUAGCAAGAGACAUGGAAAAAUAUUGUGGUGAUUCAUCGUGGGCAGACGACGCUGACGGAUACUGUUCUAUCGACGAUGACGUACCAUCCAAACCACCGAGUCGUGUCCAAACAUUCCAACUAAGAGAAAGACCGCCUGCACCUCUUCCGGAUACUAGACGACGUCAUUCUUGUUCAUUUACCUCUACUGAUCUACGGCAAAAGCCAUUGCCUUCCCUUCCUGAUAUAUCGCAAAAGCCAUUGCCUCCCCCUCCAGGACACGAGAAACCAGAACCUGCAAGAAAACCACCUCCUAAUCUGAAGCCCGCAAUACUGUCUCGCCCACCUGCGAGGGCUACACAACCAAGCCCAGUAACAAUGGGGAGAUUUCCAGGACGUUCAUCAGAUUCAUCUGGUCUCACACCUCAGGGAUAUGAGAACGUAAUUAAUCAACUUCAAAAAGCCAAAGUAAAUCCUACUGAUAUGAGAGGCUCUGCGUCCACUUUACCACCACCUCCUGUAGCUGGCCCAGCAGCUCUUCGCAAACCAAUAAAGCUCGGAAGAGGUGAUCCUGAUGGACAGAGCUUUAAAGUCAAACACAAGGAGGGAGUCCUUCCGUCUUCAGCAUUGCUACUUGACUUAGACAAGACGGAGGUCAAUUCCCUUCUUGAGAACAAAUAUGGCGUUUAUAUUGUGCGUAAUAGCCAAACUGCACAGUCAAAGAUGGUUUUGUCGGUUGGUACAGGGGAUAAAGUCGUGCACUAUCGGAUAUCUUAUGACGAGGAACAAGGAUAUUCUCUCAAAGAACAAGGAACCCCAAGAUUUCCCGAAAUAACAGACUUGUUAAGUCAUUACUCCUCGUUUGAUCUCCCCACCCAUGAUUUGAAACUGACCGUGGCAGCCACUUACAGAUAGAAAUUGACAAUUUUUUUUCCGAGCAUAAAAUAAAAUAUCUCUAUGUGUGGCUUGUAUGAAGUUUAAACGUUCUAGCCCUGGCUACUCAAUCUCAAGCAUUCAUGAUCGUCAUUAUGGGGCGCUUAUCAAUGGAUAUGAAGUCUGAAGAGAGCUAAAUAACUUAUAACUACACAAACAUUCUUGUAAGUUGUAAAGUAACCAUAUACAAUUAUAAAAGGUGGCAGCAAUCUUGAAUAAUAGGUACGCAAUGCAUAAAUGUGUCGAUUGUUGAGGUCAUAUCGUGUUGAAGUGAUAUUUCGUCGAGAAUUUCGCAGGGCUUUUUAAUAUUUAAUUUUACAAGGCUCGCACCUUCGACGAAAUUCACUAAACUUACAAUUAGUUUCCCUUGCCCUUGCUGCUAUUUUUUUAAGACUAUUGGUCGGAGCGUCUACACUAUCCAAACGUUUCAAUAUUACACAUACCUACACCGUGAGUUUCUUCAAAUGAAGAAUUCGUCAACUCAGUGAACUUCAUCUGCAAAACUCAGAGGAGAGG